AUGGGCCUGGUAAAUGCCGUUUAUAGCUGGCCUUCCGUGAAAGCACUCUACUUUUCUGUUUUCUCUAUGAAUCUGGCCGGCCUGAUAGCCCUCGCUUUUGCCAUCCUCUGGGCCGUACGAUUCGAAAGAGGCUUUGGCGAUUAUCUGAACCUCAUCACUCCAGAUGAAUUUUUUAGAAUUCGCGUAACGCAUGUUCGUUUGUAUGUGUGUGGGUUAACGUGCAGAUCACGACGAGCAGGUGACGGUCACGUAUGGACCGGAAUAAUACUCUCCACCGCCUUGUGCUGUUCUCCUGCCUAUAUCCUGGGAAUCAAAUGUUGGUUGUGCUUGAGAUUAGAGCCAACGAGGACCGACCUGGGGGAUCGACAUAAAGUCGACGAUACGGCGGAUCCUCAAGAUAUAAAUCGACUUUUUUACUUCCACGUGGUUGCCUGUUUACUGUCGGGAUUUUUGGUAGCGAUUUUAAACGCGACUUAUCUGAUUCUGUUGAGCGGGUUCCAGCAAAAAAGUCGCGAUGGCUUGACAGAAGCUAUUGAGAAAUACGGUAUCGAUAUUGCCGUAAAGGCGAGGGUGGACGCUGUUCAAACUGAACUAGAAUGUUGCGGAGAUACCAAUUACGAGGAUUGGUUCCGAAUUCCGUGGCUUAAACUGUCUAUGGAGGGACCAAAGGAUGUGCAGAAAGGUCCUCGGCUGGAAGGGCAGUGGAGAUCAGCACCAGAGGAGCAAGAGGAAGAAACUUCCACGCCCGUAGACGUACCUUUUUCUUGUUGUUCCAAUAGCAUUCCUAAACCUUGUAUUCAUCACGACAUUCUGAGCCCCAGUGCCGUGUACGAUUACAAUCCUAAACAUUUGACCAUUAGUACCAGUGGGUGUAGAUCGAAGAUUAUAAAUCGAGGUGAAGUUAUUCGAAUAUUCUUGACAGGAUACCUUCUUCUUUUAUUCGCGUAUCAGAUAACUUUAUCGAUUUUCUCACGAUUAUUGCAAACCGCUCACAGCAACGAAAUGUACAUAGGGCCUCAAAAGACGCGUUACUACGUCUGGAUAUUCUUCAAGCCGGAAGAUUUUCCCGAAAACGGGAUAAAGAGCAAACUACGGUUGCAAAGGAAACGGUCGAGAAGCAAGAUUUCCACUACGUUCUCGAAAAGUUCGGACGAGGAGGAAAUAAGUACGCAGCGUCCGAAAAGUAGGAAGAGCAGUAUGAAAGUUUUAACGAAAAUUCGCUCGAGAAUCUCCUCGGUUAAAUCGAAAAGCGUGCCUGUUAUUAAAUCUGCUUUAUCCUCGAAGAAUUUUCGAAGUAAGAAAAAAUUCGCUCAUCGUCAUCAGUUGGAGGAUAUGGAGAGAGACGAAGAGGAGAGACCGGACGAAGAGAGGAAGCUUCUUUCCAAAACUACUAGAUCCGAGAUUGUUAUGCUGAAAAAUCAUCUCUCCAUUUUUUCUCUACUGUCGGACGAUUCCUCGUUAAAUUUGCCCCCACCGCCGCCGCCGCCGCCACUGUCGCCGUUUAUACCUAUCCUUGACGUAGAGAACGAAAGUAAACAAACCAUUAACAUCGUGGAAAAUAAUAUAAGCGAACAAUUCGCUACGAUCGUAGAGGACAAAAGCGAACGAAUCGUCGAGAUGGUAGAAAACGAAAGCGGACAGAUCUCCAAAAUGGUGAAAAAUGAAAAUGAACAGAUAGUGGUGCGAGAUAAGAGCGAACAAAUCGUCAAGAUCGUAGAGGAGCAUAAAAGCGAGCAAAUCGCCAAGGUAGUGUCUUCAAAAUCGUUGGAAUUGGGAAAACUCGAUUAUCCGUUACAGGAAAGCAUGGUCAGAAUUCCGAACUCUGGUAGACGGAUAAAGGUGUUGGAAAAAUUUGGUAAAAUUUGGGAACGCAUCGAUAAGGGUACGCAGCACAGAGAAAGCGGUGGAGCGGAUAUUUUGAAGAGAAAUUCGAAAAUUAAUAAUUAUCUGAAGAAAAGUAGUCGCGUGAAAUUAAGCACAACCGACGUCUACGACAGAUUUCGUGGCACUCUUCAGCACACUCUGGCCAGAAGGGAAACCAUUCAAGCCCAAAAAGAAUUGAAAAAAGCGUACAAUCCCAAAGUGGAAAACAAUCCAGAUAUAAAACGUAGCCACGUUUUGGCAAAGAUACGGCACAACAUUCCACCCUCUUACCGUUUACUAGCCGACUUCGAAGCUCACAAAAGGCCUUUUUUACAAACGUAUCCGAAAUCAUCGCCCCUUUCGCGCUCUUUCUCGCCUCCCCCUCCUCCUCUCCCUUCUCCCCUCUCUCCCUCUCCCCCCUCUCCUUCCCCUGCUACCCCUCCGCCUCCCGCUCCCCCUCUUCCUCCUCCUCUCCCACCUCCGCCCCUCCCUGCUCUUCCUCCACCGCCAUCUCCGUCAAAUCUUCGACUAAAGCCGAUACCGCGAAGGCAACGACAAUGCAGCAUAUGCAAUCGUCCUGUUCAACAAAGCGCAACCUCUUCUUCCGAAUCUCUCAUCGAAGCUUACGAGAAUACUCGAAGGUUUUCCAGUUCGAUUCGAAGGAAAGCUUACGGCCCGUUCUCGUAGCGCACCGGUCGAUCAAGAGGAGAUCGCGUUACCUUACGAGUCGAUCUACUACCACUCCCUGUUUAAAUCCAUCAAACGCAGAUGGCACUCUUUUUGAGUGAAACGUUUCCAUAGCGAUGAAUUAAAGUAAAGAUGCAUUCGCGAAUGAACCGAAUCGUAAAGAAAAAAAAUGUAAAUACAAGUAGGAAAUAGUGGAAAAUAAGAAAAAAAGAAAAAAACGAUAGCUGGUAAUAGAAAUGUUAAUACGAAGAGGAUAAGGUAGAGAAGAUAAAGAAACACAGUCGUACAAUACUUGAUGGUAUUUAUUUGCCGAGAAGUAAAAUACACAGGCAUUUUUGUUAUAAUGGUACUGCCGAAGAAUACUUCUUACGUCUCUGUAAUACAUCUAGCGACAAUACAUCGGUACUAAAAAGAGAGAAGCUGAUUUUUCAUCAAUUUGUCUGUUUUACCAAAUGCUUUACAAUAUUUGCGUACUUUUCCCCCCUAUCUCUCAUCAUCUUUGUGUUUCGUUUAUUUUUUUCUUCUUUUUUUUUUUUCUUUCUUUUUUCUUUUUUCUUUUUUUUUUCACUUGUUCUACUUCUUAAUCAGGCUUCGUGUUUACUCUAUUGAAUAUAUUUUUCGCGAUUGCUCGUCUCACUGUUUUUUUUUUUUCGCUUCGAAAAAUCGGAAAACGGCCGGCGCGCGAUAGACAUUCGUACGUUCGUCGUAGUCGAAAGAGAAGAGAGAAACAAAAAAAGAAAAAAAAAA
This is a messenger RNA of Apis mellifera (honey bee), 3297 nucleotides long. RefSeq lists its product as uncharacterized. The transcript is spliced from 4 exons. The coding region runs from base 1 to 2550 and encodes 849 amino acids. NCBI's taxonomy places the organism in Eukaryota, Metazoa, Arthropoda, Insecta, Hymenoptera, Apidae. The record is from RefSeq and is a predicted model, not a curated record. Gene Ontology annotation, cellular component: membrane.